Messenger RNA from Phaedon cochleariae (mustard beetle), 1047 nucleotides. Lineage: Eukaryota; Metazoa; Arthropoda; Insecta; Coleoptera; Chrysomelidae. The record is from the annotation of a GenBank genome assembly.
AUGGAUCAAUCGACUCAAGUCAGUUUUCCAAUAUUGGCGAAAAACCACAGAAAAAUGAGAAGGCACAAUACAUCCGCAGAUUUAUUUGAAGCACUACCGAGCAAAGGAAUACCACUGGCAAAUUCAUGGUCGCAACUCAGACCUCUCUCCAAUCGACCUGCAUCGUUGACCUUGACGCCGGAGGCCUACAACAGAUCGAAAAUAGUGUACAUAGAAAGCCCCCUGACGAGGCUAACACAUCCUGGAAUGAUGGAAUCACCUGUGGGGUCUAUAUCCAGAGAAAGGACUCCACCUUUUUCAUCCGAUUCCAGUAUAACCUCUACGGCUGGAUUGAAUUUCAUUCCGUACAGAUCUCUGCCGAAGGUGAAGUUCGAGGAUGACGAGAGCAGUGUAGUAACGCCAAAAACAUAUUGUAGAUGUUUCGAUAUCGAAUCCGGAGUGAACAGUGACAAAAUCCAAUUGGCGAACACGACAGAAGGUCUGUCUUGGAGAAGGCUGCACAUGUCUAGGGCGAAACUGAAAGCGACUGCUACUACCUCAGAACUUCUAUCGGGCUUUGCAAUGAUAGCUAUGGUAGAACUUCAGAUCAACACUCCGACCCACGUCCCUGAAUGGCUGUUUGUGCUAUUCGCAGUUUGCACGACCGUGUUGGUGGCAGUGCACAUUUUCGCCCUGAUGAUAUCCACAUACAUCCUGCCGAAUAUAGAAGCUAUAGCUAAAUUAGAAGUAUGCGAAAUGGUCACCGAAAGUCCCCACGAGAGGAUGAAAGGAUUCAUCGAGAUCGCAUGGGCGUUUUCCACUAUAUUAGGAUUAUUCUUGUUCCUGAUAGAAGUAGCGAUACUAUGUUGGGUGAAGUUUUGGGACUAUUCCUUCACAGCUGCGAUAGCUUCUACGGUGAUAGUGAUCCCAGUGCUGGUGGUUUUCGUAUUCUUCGCCGCCCAUUUCUACCAUUCUCUGGUAGUUUACAAAUGCAACACUUCGAGCCAUGACAUGCAGAAGCUGGAGGACCUCAAAAAACAUUUGGACGAAGUCACCGUGACAGUGUGA